UCACGUGCGACAGCCGAUUCUUCUCUUCCGCAUGGAAUUGCCUUUUGCGUUCUCUCUACUGAGAAUCUUGCUGAAUAUUUGUGGAUACGAACCGAUUCUGGAAAUCCUCUCGCUCCAGUGGAAGGGUUAGGAAGUGAAGUGUAACAGAGAAAAGUAUAAGCCAAGUGUUCGAUAGGCUAAGUCAGCUGUCAGAGGAUUCCACAGAGUGACAGGAAAUCUUUGGCGGAGACAGUUGCACCAUAUUUCUAACUCUACAGGAUAUCAGCUAAGUAAGAAAUUGUUUCCUGAUAUUGCUGGACAGCAGUAAUACGUUGCUACCAGCUACGACUGCCAAGUGAAUAAAAACACAAGGCUGCUGCGUGUUAAAGUGGAGAGCGAAGGCGAAUGUCAGAGUCCGAAACUUUUGCAGCAUCUAUCCCGCGGGAGGACGACGCGACGACUGGAGGAGAGGUCACUGACGAUUAAUUAUUUCAAAAGUGAAUGAGCCACGAGGGUAGCAUCUGUUCUGGCACGAGGUCAUCCCUUAAUGUUACUCCGCUCGGGAGGGCCGAUCCUCAAUGAGAUUUCGAGCCGCGAACGACCUAACUGAUGAGUUCACCACUUCCGGUUACUCAUGUUUCAUCUCAUCACCCAGGGGGCAGAUGCAAAGCGAAUUUGGAACGAGGAUCGUUCGUCUGACCAAGGGAUGAAAUUGCUGUGCGAGAGAAACUGGAGGGACGAUUCGAAGGUAGAGGAGAGGACUCGCCAGCAGAGUCAGCUGCCCACGCAAGGUUGAGGAUAAGGGCAGGCGGGAGUCACGAUGAAUUGUCCGGUGACAGAAGGCGGGGAAAUCGCAGUUGCUGAUCCAUAAGGACGAAGUUCAACGUCGUUCCUGUUCGAUAUAUCGAAUAUCGAUGGCGUGUCGCGCGCGUAGUCCUUGUUUAUGCGAACCUUAACGUGUCACAAGGCUGUGGCUUCGGAGCGUCCAAGCGUCGAAACGGCACAGCACAGUGGAGGCGAGUCAGGGGGGCAGGAAGGGGCAAGGGAAUGGCAUGGGGUAAACCUAUGGCGGUAGCGAUGCUAGUGGCGACAUGAAGCGUUGGAAAGGUGGGCAAAGGAGAGGAAUGGAGGAGCAACAGCGAGUCAGGUUCAUAAUAAGCAUGGCUGGUGUCUAUGAAUAGCCAACGGUUUGCUGGGAGGAAAACACCGUAAAUAUUCUUGUCUCUGUGACCUUAAAAGUUGAACGUGGCAGUUUAUCGAAGCGUGUCCAGGGAUUCGCAAAGAGUGAUGGCCCAGGGGACCACCGGACGCAGCUUUUGGGAUGAUCGUCUCGGUACGGCAAAUUCGGUGAAACGAAAGUGGGAGGGCUGGAAAGGUCAUCGGAGGUCAGAGUGGAAAUAAGAAAGAGGGCAAAGUCGCGUUAACCCAAAUGUGAUCGGAACCGUGUCAUUGUGCAAGGGUGCAACCUUGCUCUCCUUAACGCCAGUGACCCCUGCGAGCGGUGAGGUCAUCCUGGCUGGCCAAUAAAUUAACUCGCUUCGUUAUUAUGAUCAUCGACCGCGAAGCGUUUCUCAUUGCGCCGGAGAUAUAAAUUAGUGUUGAGCUUUCAUGGCGCCCUUGAACUUCUGCUUUUUUCAAUGCCCUUAUAUUCCUAACCUUCUCGGCUUUUCUGCCAUUAAUUCUGCCGAGUAGGAGACCCUUGCGAGUCUAUUGAGUACCCAAAACAACAGACUGUAUAUUCUUCUAGAGGAAAGAAAGAGAGAGGGUGUGUGUCUUUUCUUUUUACUCUCCUGAUAUUCCUCCCUUUCGAAAUUCACAGUUCCAGAUUCACCCCAUUCGGUGGCAGGGCGCAGUCAGACUUCAGUUCAAACUAAAUAUUUGCUCAGUAGGUGCCUUGAAGUCGAAACACAGGAAUACGUAUCCUUCCCUUCGGAAGACCUACAACGUGAGAAUGGGCCUGAAGAAAAAGCCCACGCUAAGAAAAGGACUGAUCAGAGAGGGAGAGAGGCACGUAGUGUACGUGAUCUGUCAAAAAAUGCCGAAUGAUGUUUGUAGAUGACAGUCCUGACGGUCCUGGGAUUCGAACGUAAAACGAGAGGAGGAAGAAUACCGACCUAAUUAUCAUUUCUGAUCAAUCGAAUCAUCCCUGUUCCUCUAAUCCCUUUUGUGUCGAGAUAAACUGGGUUUUAGUGCCUGAGAAACUGUUAGUUCUUGGCAGUUGGAUUCUCUCUCUUUUUCUCUCGUACGUUUUGCAAUCGUCAGUCUAGAUUCUAUAACCUCCCGUGGAAACGCAACAGGUGAACCUGGCUGCUCGUCAUUUUUAACGCUGGGCUUUAAUGUUCUAGUCGUAUCUGAUCGAAUCGAUUGCGUCGGAGACGAGAAACGUUACGUUCGUCGGCCGAUUCGAAUUUUAUGCGUUCAACUAAUAAAACUCGGGGAAAUCUACAAACUAUAAAAUUCUCGAUUAACAAAGCAAUUCUAGCAAUUACAACUUGCGUAACUUGAUAACGUAUUUCCUCCAAGAAAAACAAAUCUUCAACCCCAUCCUCGUUAUUUUCCUUUAUUCCAUUUAGCAGCUCUAGAAACUUAAAAAUUCCUCAGUCCGCCGUAACGGCCAGCACUGUCGCCAUCUGUCGGCAAGCAAACUAAGUUUCCAUUUCGCUCGAGCGUCGAGAUCGCAAAUUAGUUCUGUUCAGAAAGACAGAGUUCUCAGGGAAAACAGAAGAGACGCGCGUCAACGAUCGGCUAACUUUAUGGGAUAAAAGUUCAGUGAGGAUUCGCAUUAAAGAGUUUCACUAGUAUCCUUAUACACGAGCAACAAAGUGGAGCCUGAGAGCAACGACGUUACGUAGUUGCCCGGGCGAAUGACGUGGAGAAGUUAUAAAGCGAAGGCUGCGCCGCGUAUAAUAGAAUAGUCUGUCGUUACGUAAAAAGAAUAAAAGAGGUGUAAAAGUGGAACGAAGAGGGUAGAAUGUCAGAGAGAAAAAUGAGAAAUGGAGUGAAGUCGAUUUCCAAGGAGCAGCAGCAGAAGCAGACUGGCUCGUUUCCAGGAGUUUUGCGGAAUCGUGCAUGGCUGAUGUUGGCACACGGGAUGGCUUUGCUAGGAAGGUCUUCGCUCUGUCUUUGGCCAUAGGACUAACCUCUUUCGAUAAUGGAAAAGUUUCUGGCGAGUCUAACACAUGCCGUUUUAUUAUUCAUUCGCUGCUCUUGUAGCCGUUGUCGCAAUGGCCUUUUACUACUAAGAGUGCUUCAAGAACGAGUAGUAAUAAAUAAAUAAAAGGACCGUGUCCUGAGAACAAUGACGCCCGUUUGUCCACUACCAACCACGGAUCAAAAGGACGAAUUCUAGAAAUUGAUCAUCCUUAUAUGUACAUCCACUACGUAUUGGAAAUAUAGUUAGCGAAGAAACCGAUGUCCCGACCUUCUCCUCAAAUUUGAGUUCUUCUAUUCUUCGCGUCGAUCAAUCGUACCGUUUUCAUGUUUCCUCGUGUCAGUGAAGUGACAUGAUGGCUAAGGGAUGGCAAGUGAGAGAGAAGGGGAGAAGACAGAUAGCCAGGAGACAAAAUGGCGCAAGAACAGUAAAGUGGAACGCUCCUUCGCGAACCGCAGCUCCAAGCCCUCCCCUCCAGCUAUUAAUUUUCUGAAUAUAAUGAAAUCCAGAUAGCGCGGCGUUUAUUCUAAUUUAAUGGGGUAAACUUUGCAUAUUAUCGAAAUAAAACCUGAUUCGAGGAAAAAUAAAUCUGGAAUCGAUGGGAAUCCAUCGAGUCUAAGAAUUUAAUCUUUUUUUUUUCCUCUUGGAGAAGUACAAACUACUCGGUUUACUUGACUCGCAGAAAUAAAGGGCAACUCUCGGUAGACUGUCUAGCCGUACUACCCCUCCACUUAUAUCUCGAGGGCCAGGCCUAUCAUCCAACCUUGAGAAACGUCACAGACUCCAUUAGAGACAUGGUCCACUGUCUCGUGUCCUUUGAGACCUGGUCAAUUACAGUGACUGUCACACUGGUCGAAUCUGUAAUGUUACCAAGAUCUCCUGUCAAGGACUGUACAUAUGUAUAGGCAACUGUUGUACGUAGGCUGCCAUUGAGGAGAAACUGAAAUGGGAGUGGGGGGUCUUAUGACAGAAGCCAAAAUUCAGCUGGUCCUAUUCAGCUGGUCCUUGCGUUCCGGUCUGAGCGGAAUUGCCGUUUGCACGUAUAGAAACGUCAAUCGCAGCGUGAUUCUCAAUGGCUGAAGUAAUUAGUUUCGAGCCUGUGGCGAGCCACCGGAAGUCUAGUGAGCGUUGCUGUUCAGGAUCGCUGGGCGAGGGAAGCGGAGGAGUCGACUGGGCGGUGAGGUUGCUAAGUGUACCGGGUGAUUCGAUGCUGAAAGGAUCCUGAGGAAGGAUCGAAAAGGAGAGGAAGAAGUUUGAGCAGAGAUGAGAAGACAGAGAACAGGAAGUGAAAGCGGAAGCAGUGGUAGCAGCGGUAUGAUGACCUGAUGAGUCCGCUCGGUGAGGAAGCUGAGGAAGAAGCUGACGAACGGGCAUCAUGAACGAGAGUGACGUCUACCUGCUCGGCUGGGAGGAGGCGAUCCUCGAGCUCAACAGAAGCUUCUACAACGCGAGUUUUCCAAGCAACAGGACCCACAACGAACUCUGGAAUUUGGCGUCGGAGAGGGCUGCCCUAGCUAUAAUCCUCUUCCUCUUCUCCGUGGCUACGGUCUUUGGUAACAUGCUGGUUAUCCUGGCAGUCGUGAGAGAACGCUACCUUCACACUGCUACCAAUUAUUUUGUGACGUCACUUGCAUUUGCCGACUGCCUGGUGGGCCUGGUCGUGAUGCCCUUCAGCGCCAUCUACGAAGUCCUGGAGAAUCGGUGGCUCUUCACUACAGACUGGUGCGACGUCUGGCGCUCCCUGGACGUACUAUUCUCCACUGCAUCGAUCCUCAAUCUCUGCGUGAUCAGUCUGGAUCGAUACUGGGCCAUCACUGAUCCGUUCACCUACCCCACGAGGAUGAGUAGAAAGCGUGCCGCCAUCCUCAUCGCCAUAGUCUGGAUCUGCUCCAGCGCCAUUUCCUUCCCUGCCAUAGCCUGGUGGCGUGCUGUUCGCACCGAAGAGGUCCCCAAGGACAAGUGUCCCUUCACGGAACACUUGGGCUACCUGAUAUUCUCAUCUACGAUCAGCUUUUAUCUACCUCUGUUCGUGAUGGUCUUCACGUACUACAGGAUAUACAGGGCGGCGGUCAUACAGACCAGAAGUCUGAAGUUGGGCACGAAGCAGGUAAUGAUGGCUUCCGGUGAGCUUGAGUUGACUCUUCGUAUACACAGAGGCGGCACGACGAACGCCGACGCCAGGCAUCUCUUUCGCACUGCGUCCAGCACUCCUGAGGACCUUCAGGACCUCGAGGAGCCGUUGACGGCAAUUCACAAUAAUGGCCUCGCCAGGCUACCAUCCACCAGGCUCAAUAACAAACAGCAUCUCGGCAAGAACUUUUCUCUUUCGCGUAAGCUCGCGAAAUUCGCGAAGGAGAAGAAGGCUGCGAAGACUCUUGGUAUCGUGAUGGGCGUUUUUAUAGUGUGUUGGCUUCCCUUCUUCGUGGUCAAUCUGUGGUCGGGAUUUUGCACCAGGUGCAUCUGGCAGGAAGAAAUAGUCUCUGCUGCGGUCACGUGGCUGGGAUGGAUCAACAGCGGCAUGAAUCCUGUUAUCUAUGCCUGCUGGAGUCGUGACUUUCGACGAGCCUUCGUCAGGAUCCUCUGUGUAUGCUGUCCGCGAAGGAUGCGACGACGGUACCAGCCUGCCUUCCGGUGCAAACCCAGUCAGUACGUGUCGGGAAUGGGAACGGGAGGGCAGGCGAGCAGCGUGAGUUACAGCAGCGUGAGUCAGAGCAGCGAUGGCGGAAUCUGUGUGACCGGAACCGGCGGACCCUCUUCUGGGGGGAUGUGACGUCACGCAGGGGCCCGUAGCGGGCCGCGCAGAGACCGUGCCAUUCGUUUCCGGGACACGUGAUUGUAGGCCACAAGUGUCAAGAGUACCGGAAGCAGCAUCAUCGCCAUUGCCGAUGCCAAUUCAAAUGCCAGUUGCGACUACUGCGGCUGCAGCAACAGGCGACCGACUGUGAUAGUCGAGAUUCAGAUUGAGAUCCGCACCAGUGUCCUGGACCCGUCGUCGGAUUAAUCCUCCUGGGACGAGGACAGUCGCUUAAGAAGCCAUCCGAACCGGAAAUAGAAAACCAGGCUGGACGCCGGCGUCGCGACGAUCGAUUUCAUGCGGCCAUAUCACGCGCAUAAUUUAUUCGACGCUCGGGAUUACCCGGACGGCCAGGAUGAUGCUUUUUAUUUUUUAUCAUUACAAGCCCACUCGGAGGGGAUGGAGCAAAUGAAAUCCGGGCUGCCCGUGCAAUUCGAAUUGUUUUGUGACAAGAUUAAUUAGACGUGGGGAGGGUCGACAACUGGGUAUUAAACAAAUUAUCGCAAUUGAGCAAUCGUGAAAUCGAACCACCCCCCUGACUGAUUGUCGCUUUAUAAAUCAAGAGAAUCGGGGGUGUAGAUGUAUAAAACAUUGACGAUCCUCGUUCGGUAGAAGCAGUCGGGUAUACCCGGGUCAGAGGGUAAAACCAUGAAUGAUUAAAUAAAUUGAGCGAGACGCAAUCCUAUGGGAUAGGUCUUGACUGUUGUAGUCUCUGAUUCGCAACCCUCUCCUACAUACCAUUGAUAGGUCAUCGUCAGGUGCAUAUAGACGCAGGCCAGGUAGUCAUCUUGUUCUCCAUUAAACUAGGAAACAAAUAAACAGCAUGCAGCAGGACUCUGGACCAUUAAUUAACAUGGAGCUGCUAACGCACUGCAGUCUGUAUUUUCCAAACAAAUAUUUAUCAUAAAUUUGAAUCAGAAAUGGGACACGAACGGUUGCAGCCAGUUGUGCAGUGGAGUAGAAUUUCGCAUACAUUUUGUUUUUUCAAAAUAAAUAUAUACCAAAAUACACAAA
Cephus cinctus (wheat stem sawfly) is the source of this 6938-nucleotide messenger RNA. RefSeq names its product dopamine receptor 2 (gene Dop1R2). The coding region runs from base 4506 to 5900 and encodes 464 amino acids. Gene Ontology annotation, biological process: adenylate cyclase-activating adrenergic receptor signaling pathway. NCBI's taxonomy places the organism in Eukaryota, Metazoa, Arthropoda, Insecta, Hymenoptera, Cephidae. The transcript has 12 exons. Gene Ontology annotation, molecular function: G protein-coupled receptor activity. The record is from RefSeq and is a predicted model, not a curated record. Gene Ontology annotation, cellular component: membrane.